AUUUGCAACAAAAUUUUAAUCAAAAAAUGUCUACAAAAGUGCCUUCAAUUCGGUUGAACGACGGCCACGACAUACCGAUCGUGGGGUUCGGUACUUACGCGACCACCAGUGCGGACAUCACCCGUGCUCUGGACGCCGGGUACCGACACUUUGACGGCGCGGACUUCUAUGGCAACGAGCGAGAGGUCGGCGCCGCACUCCGGGAGGCCAUACAGGCGGGUAAAGUCAGUCGUAAGGACUUGUAUGUGGUGUCCAAAGUGUGGCCCAAUUGGGUGGGAAAGGGUAGGCCAACUGUCAGUGUGAAGCGAUCGCUGGCCAAUCUGGGUCUGGAUUACUUGGAUCUGUUGCUCAUUCAUUGGCCGACACCAUUCAAACAGGUGGACGACGACUACCAUCCCGGCGCCAAAGAGGGCCACGUGUUGUUUGACGAGUCCAUCGAGUUGUAUGAUGUUUGGCGCGAGUUUGAAGAGAUUAAGAAAGCGGGUCUGGUUCGCUCGAUCGGUGUCUCAAACUUCAAUUCGCGUCAAAUACAGCAACUAAUGGACAACUCGUCGACAGUGCCGGCCGUAGUGCAGGUCGAGUCGCACCCGUACUUCAACAACGACCGACUGCGGCGUUGGUGUCUCCACUUUGGCAUACAUUUGACCGCCUAUUCGCCGCUGGCCUCUACCGGACCCGAUCUGGAUCAGGGCAUACCGCGACCCAUUGAAUUGCCCUUGAUCAAACAGUUGGCCAGUCGCCGGGGUGUGAGUCCGGCGGCCAUUAUA
Medioppia subpectinata is the source of this 767-nucleotide messenger RNA. Lineage: Eukaryota; Metazoa; Arthropoda; Arachnida; Sarcoptiformes; Oppiidae. The record is from the annotation of a GenBank genome assembly.